Fusarium tjaetaba is the source of this 22803-nucleotide messenger RNA. RefSeq names its product non-ribosomal peptide synthetase. Bases 1 to 22803 code for a protein of 7600 amino acids. The transcript is spliced from 2 exons. The record is from RefSeq and is a predicted model, not a curated record. Gene Ontology annotation, molecular function: catalytic activity. Lineage: Eukaryota; Fungi; Ascomycota; Sordariomycetes; Hypocreales; Nectriaceae.
AUGGCAAUGCCACCCACUACCUCUUGCGGCUGUGUCAGGACCGCAGAUCAGUCAAUGCCGGAUCUGGAGCCUGCCAUGUUCCCGCAGUUCGAUCUAUCUGAGGUGACACAGUCCAAGUCCCUGGAAUAUGCCAGCAAGAUCGAUCACGUUGCACCGCCAGGAGAUGUGAGCGACACGUGCACUGCUCUCUGGGCGGCAUGGGCGAUCCUUCUUGGCUGCUUCACCGGGCUGGAUAAUGUGUGCUUUGGCUUUGACUGUCAGCACAGCGUUACCGCAGCGUCGGGUCACGCAGAGCGCAUGAGACAAGCAGUGCAUAUUCGGUUGCCUGCCAAUCAGCGUGUCGAUGAAAUUCUCACCGGCAGCUUUUCAUCGCUGGUUGCAGUGGGCGACAGCAAGGCUAAAGAGCUAUUCAACACUAUUUUGUCAAUUCAGAGCUUCGGACCAGAGAAAAGCAAGGACGUCGGAGACUUUCCUUCGUGGUGCAAGAUCCGCAUGACGAUAGAUCCUGUAACGCUCGACACUGUCUUGACAUGGGACCCCUCCUUCAUGAGCCGCGAUCAAGCGGAGAACAUCAGCAGCACCUUUGACAAAACCUUCAGAGAAAUCACCAACCGACCUGACAAUCUCGUAUCAGAGAUCGACUGCUUCAGUGAGAGGAAUGAGCGACAAGUCCUGGCCUGGAAUAGCAACACUCUGAGAGAUGUGCACAAGUGCAUCCACCAAGCUAUCUCAAUGCAAGGAGCAUUGAGACCUGAAGCAGAAGCCGUUUGCGCUUGGGAUGGAAGCUUUUCCUACCAACAAGUCUUGUCCCUGGCAGAUCGCCUUGCCUCUCGUCUGCAAACCUCUGGGGUUGGACCUGAAGUCCUUGUGCCCAUCUGCUUCGACAAGUCUAAAUGGGUUAUCGUUUCCAUGCUGGCAAUCCUCAAAGCAGGUGGUAUCUUUGUUCCCCUCGACCCAUCACAGCCACUUCUUCGUCUACAAUCUCUCGCGCAGAAAGUAGAAGCCAAGACGAUCUUGUGCUCCCCUCAGCAUCAGCGCAUGCUUGAAAGCGUAGCGCCAGAGUUAAUCCCUGUCGACGAGCAGCUGUUCAGCCAACUACCCUAUCAGAUCGAUGAGAUUGACUGUGGAUCGUGGCGAAACGGAGCCUACAUGAUAUUCACGAGUGGCACAACGGGCGAGCCCAAAGGCGCCCUCAUCGAGCACGGAGCUCUCAUGUCAAGUGCACUCGCCCACGGACCUGCAAUGAUGAUGGACUCCAACACGCGAUCAUUCCAAUUCGCUGCGUCUACCUUUGACGUGAGCAUCACUGAAAUCUUGACCUGUAUGAUCUUGGGUGGAUGUGUCUGUAUACCCAGUGAAGACGAUCGACUCAACGCUGUUGAAGAGGCCAUCACACAGCUUCGAGCAAACUGGGCGCUGUUGACCCCGACUUUCGUCAAGUUCAUUAACCCUGCCAAUGUCCCUACUUUGAAGACGCUCGUUACUGGUGGAGAGGCCAUGACACAGGCUGUCAUCCGUUCGUGGUCGCACAUCAACCUCAUCAAUUGCUACGGCCCCGCUGAGACGUCUGUUGUUUCGCACGUUCAUCGGGGCAUGGUACAAGGGACUAAUCCUCUGAACAUUGGCCAUCAGGUCGGCAUACACUGCUGGGUUGUGGAUCGGGAUAAUCACAAUCGCCUGAUGCCUGUUGGUGCAGUGGGCGAGCUCGUCAUCGAGGGCCAUACUCUCGCACGCGAGUACUACAAGGAGCCUGAGAAGACGAGCGAAGCCUUUAUUGAAGACCCAUCAUGGGCAAGAACCCCGCCGUCGCGGAGUGGCCCCAGACGAAUGUACAAGACGGGCGAUCUCGUCAAGUACAACCACGAUGGGACCUUUCACAUCGCCGGUCGCAAAGAUGCGCAGAUCAAAUUUCACGGGCAGCGUAUCGAACUCGGAGAGAUAGAGCAUCACAUCAAUGCCAGUGCCAGUAUCAAGCACGGCAUGGUCGUCUUACCCAGAGAGGGCUAUUGCGAUGGUAGACUUCUUGCCAUCGUGCAGCUCUGCGAUGCCAUGAGCCAGGACCUCGUGCCUGAUGGCCAGCCGUACAAGCUUAUUGAUGGCGAUCUUGAGAGUAACGUGCAGGACACGAUCGCAGAGACAAAGGAGCUUCUUGGUAAGAGGCUACCCUCAUACAUGAUACCCUCUAUGUGGAUUGCAGUCGAGUUCAUUCCUCGUCUCCAAUCUGGGAAACUCGAUCGGAAACAAACUGCAAAAUGGAUCGACAACAUGAGCGAGGCUCUGUAUAGACAACUCAAUCCUGUGACAGCAGCCAUACAACACUCUGGGGAUCUCAAGUGCGAAAGCAAGAUCGAGCUAGAACUACACAAGAUCUGGACUUACGUCUUGAACCUCAAAGCAGAACAGCUCGGCCUCGCACAAUCCUUCCUCAGCGUCGGCGGUGACUCCAUCUCCGCGAUGCAAGUCAUGAGCGAGUGCAAGAAACGUGGUCUUGGCCUUGCAGUCUCACCCAUCAUCAACUGCAAGUCCAUCAGGGCACUGGCACUUCAGGUCAAGGAUAUCGAAAGACCUGCGCUUCGACAUGAGAUGGUAGAUGAGCCGUUUGACCUCUCGCCUAUACAGAAGUUAUAUUUCGCGAGGCCGAACUAUGACCAGGGUCACUACAACCAGAGCUUUCUCCUUCGGACUAGUCAGCGUAUCCGUGAGGCAGAUCUACGAACGGCGAUGGAGGCUCUUAUUCUCAGGCACUCGAUGCUUCGGGCGAGGUUCCAGCAGGAUGCUAGUGGGGAGUGGCAGCAACGCAUCACCGAUGGAAUUACGUCCUCGUAUCGACUGCGUGCCUUGGAGCUGACUUCACAAGAGGACGUCGAUGACUCACUUGUCGACAGCCAGACGUGCCUAGAUCCUGUCCACGGUCCACUUGUCGCCGCUGACUUGAUCGACCGAGGAGCAGAAGAGCAGCUGCUGUUCGUCGUGGCGCAUCACCUUGUCAUCGACCUUGUAUCCUGGAGAAUCAUCCUCCAAGAGCUCGAGGAGAUAUUACUCCGACCCGAAGCCGUGCACGAUGCAGUUAGUCCACUUCCGUUUCAGGUCUGGUGUAAGAUGCAGUCCGAGCAUGCUGAGGCGCAGACACCAGACCAAGUUCUGCCGAUUCAGGGCAUCCCUGAUGGAGACGCUGAGUACUGGGGUAUGAGAGACACUCCCAGCGUCUAUGGGCAGAUGGUUCGUCAAGGCUUUGAGGUUGGGCCUCAGCAAACAUCUGUUCUUGUAUCCAAAUGUCAUGACGCCCUACGAACAGAGAUCCCAGACGUUCUUAUGGCAGCGAUGGCCUACUCCUUUGGCCAGGUAUUCACCAACCGUUCAAUUCCAGCCAUAUUUGCAGAAGGUCAUGGCAGAGAAGUCUGGGACACCUCAAUCGACCUGUCCAACGUGGUCGGAUGGUUCACUACCAUUUACCCCGUCUUCGCUGGGUCAGACUCGCAGACUAGUCUUAUCGAUACAGUCAAGAUGAUCAAAGACGCAAGACGCAAAGUCCCCUAUAACGGCCGGCCCUACUUUGCAAGUCGGUGGUUGACAAAGGCGGGUAACGAAGCCUUUUCACGCCACUGGCCUUUGGAAAUCACGUUUAAUUACCUUGGCCAGUACCAGCAACUGGAGCGUGAGGGUGCGCUUUUCACUCCUGAGAGCAAUAUCGCUGGUGAGAUCAGGGAGGCCAGUCAAGGUGCAGACGUCGGGCCUUUGACAGCUUGUAUCUCCCUAUUCGAGGUGUCAGCAGUCAUAGUCAAGGGAUCUCUCCGUUUCUCAUUCGGGUUCAACCAGAAUAUGAAACACCAACCUCAGAUCCGCGAGUGGAUUUCUUGCUGUGAACAGAGUCUCGGCGAAGUCAUUACAUCUCUGGCUUCGAUGGCACCUGAGCCUACUCUGAGCGACUUUCCGCUCUUGUCUCUGACGUAUGAUCGGCUGAGGGUAUUUACAGAAGAGAAACUCACCGAGGCUGGCAUCACAGACAUUAGUCUUGUUCAAGACGCAUAUCCUUGCUCUCCGAUGCAGUCAGGGCUUUUGGUCAGCACCACCAGAGAGAACGCCGCUUACGCAGCCUACACACUUCACGAGGUCAAGAGCAAGAGCGGAGAGGCAGUGGAUGUCGAGAAGCUCAUUGCUGCAUGGAAGCGCAUGGUGCAGUACCAUGCUAUUCUUAGGACUAUCUUCUUGGAGAGCGUGACGUUGGAGGAUUCUAUCUACGACCAAGUGGUGCUCAAGGAAGUCGAAGUUCCAUUCACUGUUUCUGAGAGCGGCACAGAUGAGGAUGCGAUUGCGGCGCUGAAAGUACCUACGAACCAUGGCGACAACGCAUCACGGCUUCUACACCACUUCCACGUUUGUGUUGCGAAAAGCGGCAAGGUCUUUUGCAGGUUGGACAUCAGUCAUGUCAUCAUGGAUGGAACUUCAUUGUCACUCCUCUUUCGCGAUUUCGCACUGGCAUAUCAAGGCACCCUCAAGGCUGAGACAGGCCCGCUGUAUCGCGAUUACAUCAAAGCUCUUCAAAGCCAGCCGGUCCAACCUGGUAUCGACUAUUGGAAGUCCUAUCUAGCUGGUGUUGAGCCCUGCCUCUUCCCUGUUCUGGAUGAUGGGGAAAUUGCAGAUGUCAAGGAGCUGCGACACUUGAGGGUGAAAUUUGACGAGCUAGCUGAACUUCAGAGUCUUUGUGAGCGACAGGGAGUCACUAUUGUCAACGCCAUUUAUGCUGCCUGGGCAGUCACGUUACGCUUAUACACUGGCUCUGACCAAGUCUGCUUUGGCUAUCUGACGUCAGCUCGUGAUCUUCCCAUAGAAGGUAUCGCAGAUACCAUCGGUCCCAUUAUCAACAUGGUCACAUGCCGUGUCAACGUUGACAGCACGACCAACCUCGGAGACAUCAUGACCUCAGUGCAGAGGGACUAUCUCGACAGUCUAGAGUACCGUCACACGCCCUUAGCUCAAGUCCAUCAUGCGCUCCAGCUCUCCGACGCUGUUCUCUUCAACACAGCCUUGUCGUACAGAAAGCUACCGCCACCGCCACUGACGGACCUUGUGUUUGAGGAAUGCUGUCCUACUUAUGACCCAGAUGAGUACAAUGUGUCGGUCAACAUUGAAGCAGGCGAGCACGACAUGGCGAUUGACCUGAUGUAUUGGUCAGAUACUCUGUCUAAUGGACAAGCUGCCAAUGUUGCGAGCACUUUUACAAAGGCGCUGAGUAACAUUCUGCAUCACUGCGACCAACCUGUCGCUCAGCUCGACCAUUUGGGGUCUCAGCAUCGCAACCAGAUCAGUCGAUGGAAUGAGCGAAUUCCUGAUGCGAUUGAAAGUUGCAUCCAUGAUUUGUUCAAACAGCAAGCCGUCCUACGUCCUGACAACCCUGCGAUUGUCUCUUGGGAUAUGGACUUUACGUACGCCGAGCUUGAUGCCGCAUCAGACAAGCUUGCCUAUCACAUUGCUUCUUUAGGCGUCAGCCUAGAGACGUUUGUGAUGGUCUGCUUUGAGAAAUCUGCCUUUGCUAUAGUUUCCAUGCUGGCCAUUCUCAAAGCUGGCGGUGUCUGCGUACCUCUGGAUCCAGCACAUCCUGAAGCUGCGCAUCGCCUUCGUGCCGAGGAUACAGGUGCUACUAUAGCCCUUGUAUCGCCUUCAUUGGUGUCCAAGCUCAGCUUCAUCGUCAAGACAACAGUGGCUGUGGACGCGCACUUACUGCAAAACAUUUCCACGCCACUUGAACCAUCUCUUCCUCAAGUCACACCUCACAACGCCUGCUUCGUUAUCUACACAUCCGGUAGCACAGGGCGCCCCAAGGGUGUAGUCCUCGAGCACAGAGGCAUCGCCAGCAACGCUAUCUACUCAGGCCCUAAGCUAGGCUACAGCCCAGACUCAAGGGUCUUGCAGUUCGCUUCGUACACAUUUGACAACAGUCUUGCCGAGAUCUUCAGCACCAUCAGUCUGGGAGGCUGCGUGUGUGUACCCUCAGAGCAUGAGAGGCUAAAUGAUCUAGGCGGAGCGAUUAAUCGGUACAGCGUUACGAUGGUUGAUAUAACGCCCACAGUGGCCUGCUUCCUCAAGCCUUCGGAGGUCCCGACCUUGAAGACUCUGGCUCUUGGAGGUGAAGCCGUGACUGCCAAGUGCGUUGGCAUAUGGCGCGACUUUGUGUCUCUGCGAUGCUGCUAUGGGCCGUCAGAAUGCUCCGUCAACUCGACCUUCUCUGGAGAGAUCGCUCAGCCAGGGAAGGCCAACAACAUCGGCCGUGCAAUUGGUAGCGUUGCUUGGGUAGUCGAUGCAGCCGAUCAUAACCUCCUUGUCCCGAUUGGUUGCGUUGGCGAGCUUCUCAUCGAUGGCCCUAUCGUAUCUAGAGGUUACCUGAACCUCCCAGACAAGAUGGCAGAGUCUUUUGUUCCUCCGCCCGCCUGUAUUGACGGAAUGACUGAGAACGCUGGGCCGGAUCGCAAGCUCUACAAAACCGGUGAUCUUGUACGCUACAACUCCGACGGCACCCUUACAUACUUGGGCAGGAAGGAUACCCAGGUCAAGCUCAACGGCCAGCGCAUCGAACUCGGAGAGAUUGAACAUCACAUCGAGGAGAAUCUCCCCAAGGGCUGGGAAUCUGCAGUGGAACUUGUCGCGCCACAGGGGAGGAAGUUGCUCGCUUGCUUCAUCUGUGCUAAUGGCGAUGUUUCCCUCCGAGAAACAAGGGAUGAGAGCAUGGUACUCGACAUGGACGACACUUUGCGAUCUCUUGCAAAAGAGCUCGAGAUUAUGCUGUUCAAUGUAGUUCCCGCGUAUAUGGUCCCAUCUGCUUGGCUACCCAUCUCCAAGAUGCCUCUUACUUCGUCAGGCAAGCUGAACCGGCGCAGCCUCAGGGUUCUAGGAGAGUCGGUGCCAACUACUAAGAUGAAGUCUUACAAACUUGCUCUCAAGAGCGGUAGAGCACCGUUCAGCGAGGUUGAGAAGCAAUUGGCUGCUAUGUGGGCUCAACUACUCGAUAUCAACGUGGCGUCUAUCGGAGUCCAGGAUCACUUCUUCAAACUUGGAGGCGACUCUAUCGGGGCCAUGCAACUAGUGACGCUGGCUCGAUGUUCCAACAUCGACUUGACAGUCGCAGGAGUGUUCCAGAAGCCAUCACUACUGGAUAUGGCAGAGUCCGCGGUUCCGUUAUCGAAAGCCCCUACCACGAUAUACCAACCAUUCUCGUUGUUGUCUGGCGACUGUUCGGUCGAUACGUUGCGGCAGACCGUUGCUGACUCUGCCCGUAUCGAUUUCGGUGAUGUUCUGGACAUCUACCCUUGUUCCGCAUUACAAGAGGGUCUCAUGGCUCUGUCGACCAAGGAGCCUGGCGCUUACGUGGCGCAACUCGUCUAUCGAAUGCCAGCCGACAUCGACAUCGGCAGGUUCCAGGAGGCCUGGAGCAUCGUGGUCGAAGCUGAGCCAAUGCUGCGAACAAGGAUCGUUCAUACAGAAGACGGUGGGUUUGUGCAGGUUGUUGUCGCCGGUGAAGCACCUCAGUGGUCGACCUUUGCCAGCCUCUCCGACGCCGACACAAUUCGACGCCAACUUCCACUGUAUAAUGGUGCGAGAUUGACUAACUACGGUAUUGUCGAAGAUGGUUCUACUGGCAGACACUUUGUGUGGACUAUCCAUCAUGCGAUCUAUGAUGGCUGGUGUCUUCCUCUCAUCCUCGACAAGGUCAAGCGAUGCUACCACGACGACCUGAGUCCAGCACAACUCAAAGGCCCCGACUACUCCGACUUCGUCAAGUACCUCACAAACCUCGACCGGGAUCAGGACAUCAACUUCUGGAAGUCCCAUCUCUCCGACAUAUCCACUCAGCACUUCCCACGUCUUCCCAACGCCGAUUACCAAUCCUCCGCAACAGGUCUGCUAGUUCACAAAGCAGCGUUGGGAAACCCGUCAGGUUCAGAGAUCACCGCUGCGACUAGGAUCCGCACAGCCUGGGCGAUGGCGGUGUCUACCUACUCUGGAGCCAACGACGUUGUCUUCUGGGAGACCAUGACGGGACGCGAUGCGCCUGUUGUCGGGAUCGAGGACAUGGCUGGUAUUACUUUGGCGACUGUACCAACGCGCGUCGUGAUCGACUCCUCACAAACCGUCGCUGAACUUCUCGUAUCUGUGCAGGAUCACUCAGCGGCUGUGAGGAGGCACCAAUUCGCUGGGAUCCAGUGCAUCAGGGACAUCAACGCUGAUACGGCGCUUGCUUGUGGCGCUCAGAACCUCCUCGCUAUCAACUAUGGACCUCGAGAGUCGACGGAUGCCUUUUGGUGCGAGCAGUCAAACGAGAUGGCUGGCACAAACUUCUACUCGUCAUAUCCGCUCAUGCUAUCGUGCCACUUUGCUGAUGGCGAGCUCGAGACUGUCGUGCAUUUUGAUCCUAACGUUAUACCUGAGGUUCAGAUGCAGCGCAUAAUGGAUCAUUUUGCGCUGAUGCUAGAUGACCUACAGACGCUGCGCGAUAUGAACAGUACCAUUCCGUCGCCCUCAGGUCGACUCAUACAUGAGGCUAUCGGGGCUCAGAUAGUGGCUCAACCACGAGAUAAGCUCGCUGUCGUGUCGUGGGACCAGAGCCUCACAUAUGAUGACUUGGAGUCUCAGUCGACACGUCUUGCUGGUGUCUUGGUGGCAAAUGGCGUUUCAGUCAACUCUAUCGUUCCGUUCUGCAUGGAAAAGUCGUCUUUGGUCGUUAUUUCUAUCCUGGCCAUUCUCAAAUCGGGUGCUGCCUUUGUGCCUCUUGACCCGGCGCACCCUGAUGCUCGUAUCAAGGGCAUUCUUGCUGAUACUGGGGCCACAGUUGUUCUUUCAUCUGAUCAACACCUCGAGCGUUUGACGAACCUCGGAUCGAUGGCCAUCUCUGUCUCGAAAGCUCUGGCAGAUGGUAGUACUUACAGUCAAGACGACGCAACCAGCCACUUUCCUCUAUCAUUAUCCGCCAACAGCCCAGCAUACAUCAUCUUCACCUCCGGCACAACCGGGAAGCCCAAGGGAACCAUUGUCGACCACUCUGCAUUCUGCACCGGCGCGUAUGCACACGGUCGUGCCAUGGGUAUGACAGAGUCGUCACGCGUCUUGCAGUUUGCUUCCUAUACCUUUGACGCCAGUAUUAUGGAGAUCCUCACCACACUUAUCCACGGCGGGACUGUUUGUGUGCCGAGUAGUGACGAGCGUCUCCACGAUCUUGCGGGUGCUAUCAACAGAAUGAACGUCAACUGGGCUCUGUUGACGCCUUCGGUGGCCCAGCUGCUUCAGCCCUGGCUUGUCCCUGGUCUUGAGAUACUGGUGCUCGGGGGUGAGGCCAUGUCUUCUGCUCAUAUCUCUUCGUGGGCGCCGUCAGUUCGUCUCAUGAACGCGUAUGGACCUAGUGAGACUGCUGUUGUGGCUGCUGUCAACCCGACUGUUACACUGGAUUCCUCUCCCUCGAAUAUCGGACAUGCUGUCGGCGGUCUCUGCUGGGUCACUGAUGCCACCAACCACGACAGACUGAUGCCCAUCGGCGCUGUGGGCGAGCUCGUGAUAGAAGGCCCCAUCCUCGCUCAAGGGUAUCUGAAUGAUCCCGAGAGAACUGCAGAGUCCUUCAUCAUCAACCCCAAGUGGUGUCAGAAGUUCCCCACGGCUGCUUCUGGCGUAGAGCGCAGGUUCUACAAGACAGGAGACUUGGUCAAACUUACCGAUGAUGGGAUUGAGUUCCACGGGCGCAAGGACGAUCAAGUCAAAGUCAAUGGUCAGAGGAUUGAGCUGUCCGAGAUUGAGCAUCAUUUGAGCGCGGACCCAGCUGUCGAGUCAUGCCUAGCCGCAGUACCAGGCUCUGGCCCCUUCAAAGCCCGCUUAGUAGCCAUUCUAUCCGCCCACUCUCUUGAGCCCACCAAAGCAGAUGAUGAGAUGCGCAUCAUACUCAAGUACCCUCAAUCCCUCUUGGUGGAUAUUCGUGCGGGUCUUUCAAGGCAUCUGACAUCCUACAUGAUCCCAUCUCUAUGGGUCGUUGUGAAUCAUAUUCCCCUCCUCCCCUCCGGCAAGGUUGACCGCAGGCGCACCGUGCGAUGGGUCGAGGACAUGACUCUUGAACAAUACCAUCUUGUUCUUGAUGCGCAGGAAGAGGCGUCUGCGCUAGAUAGAGAGCCAUCAGAGGUGGAGAUCAAGCUUAGGGCUGCUUGGGCCAAGGCCCUGAACCUCCAGGCCGACAAGGUUCCAUUCAAGCAGUCGUUUAUCCAUCUUGGUGGUGAUUCUAUAUCGGCCAUGAAGCUCAUGGCUAUUUGUCGCUCUUCGAACAUGGCUGUGUCUGUCAGUCAGAUCAUGCGGGCCAAGUCCAUCAUCGACCUUGCUUCAGCGGUCACCAACGUCAUGGAAGUCCUGUACGACGAAGAGAAGCUGGAGAAACCUUUUGAACUCUCACCCAUCCAGAAGGUUUACUUUGAGAAUAUCGGUCUCGGUUCUCACCACUUCAACCAGAGCAUGACUCUGGCUACGACCUGCACCAUCACCUCGUGGGAAUUGUCGGAUGCUCUACGCUGUAUCGUCGAGAUGCAUAGCUUGAUGCGUGCUCGCUUUUCGCGAGUGCGGGGCAAAUGGACCCAGCGGAUUACCAGCGAUGUCACUAGCUCAUACGCCUUCCGUUCACACGGCAUCGUUGAUGAGAAGCGGCUCUUGGAGUUGGUAGCCGAGAGUCAGACUACCCUAAACAUUCAUGAUGGGCCGAUGCUUGCUGUCGACAUGUUUGAGAUGCAGGCAACUGGCGACCAAAUCAUCACAUUCGUGGCUCAUCACCUGGUUGUCGACGUCGUGUCUUGGAACAUCAUCCUACAGGAUCUCGAAGGACUUUUGUCACCAUCUACCUACAGCCCUUCCAAGUCAGUCCCCUUCCAGUCGUGGAUAUCGAAACAACGCGACGAAGCCCAAAAGGCUUCAUGGGAGCGUGUAUUCCACGAUAUCCCAGUACCUGCAUCAGACUGCCGAUAUUGGGGAAUGGAAGACGUGCCGAAUCUCCAUGGUGACGCUGUCACAGAGACGAUGACAAUACCCAGUGCCACAUCAAACUUAGUCUCAGGUAGUAGCCAUGAUGUCGUAGAUGUCUUGCUCGCAUCACUUCUGGCAUCCUUCCGCCGAACCUUCCCAGAUCGUUCUUCGAUACCCCCCAUAUUCAACGAGGGCCAUGGGAGAGAACCUCCCGAUGACACUCUGGACUUAUCACGUACCGUUGGAUGGUUCACCACUCUCUGUCCUGUCUUUCUCCUCGAGGCCAUUCCCGCUGAACACGACAUCCUUGAUGUUGUGCAUUGGGUACGGGACUUUCGGAGAAAGCUUCCCGGUAACGGUCGACCUUACUUUGCUCAUAGCAUGUUGUCUGGCUCAAGGUCUCCGAUCGAGUUCCCGGUGGAAAUUGCGUUCAACUUCCUUGGCCAGACACGCGACUUUGGAACAGAUGAUUCUGUGUUCAAAUCCGUUGAUGGAAACAUGCUAAACUCUUUGAGCUCGCAGUCCGACAUUGGAGCCGACGUCCCACGUUUGGCGCUGAUCGAGAUUUCUGCUUCUUUCAACAACCAAGGCCUGAUCUUUGACUUUUCCUUCAACCGCCGCAUGGAACAUCAGCCCUCUAUCAGAAGAUGGAUAGAGAGUUGUGGGGAAUAUAUACACCGAGCAGCUCAGAUGCUAUCUCAAGUUACACGAGAGCCAUCCCCGGAUCUAUCUCUCCUUCCACUGGCCUUCAAGAAGGAGUCUCAAGUUACACAGGCCCUCACCGAGUUGGGGAUCUCUCCUGAUAAAGUUGAAGCAGUAUAUCCAUGCUCCUCGGUGCAGCAGGGCAUCCUAUUGUCCCAGAUCAAGGAUCCUGGUUACUACUCUUACUCCAUCACAUUCUCGGUAGCAUCCACACGACCAGGCGAUACGAUCAACGUACAGAGACUCUCAGAAGCAUGGAAGCGUGUAGUCCGUCGUCAUUCCACUCUUCGGACUGCGUUUGUGGACACCGCACUACAGGAGGGCGCUGUUAGCCAAGUCGUUCUAAGGAAUCACGACGCUAACAUUUGCGUCAUCCAGUGUCCCUCCACAGAUGUAGACCUCAGGCUCAGCUCCCAUUCACCACUCGGCCUUCCGACGAAUCAGCCGCCUCACCGUCUCACAAUCUUCGACACCGCAGAUCCUACAGUGCUGUGCGUGCUUGAGAUGAGCCAUGCUAUCUCUGACGGAACAUCUAUGCCGAUUCUGUUCCGCGAUCUUGGCCAGGCGUACGCGGGCACCUUGAGUGCUGCCAACCUCAACGUUUACAGGGAAUACGUCUCCUUCUUGCAGCGAAGUGGAGGCUCUCAGGACGCCAAUUACUGGAAGGCGUAUCUGGAUGGGGCUGAGCCUUGUUGCCUACCUCUUCUGACAGACGGCAAUACAGCGCCUAGGACUCUUCGAACCCUUACCCAAGGCAUCAAGCAUACCGCUGAGCUUCAAGCGCUCUGCACCGAAAGAGGCAUCACCCUCUCCAACCUCCUACAGCUGGCGUGGGCACUCGUCCUCCAAGCAUACACAGGCCUUGAAGAUGUCUGCUUCGGUUAUCUCGUUGCUGACAGAGAUAUACCCGUCAGUGGUAUGGACGACGCGAUCGGCGUAUUCAUCAAUAUGCUCGUCUGUCGCGUCCGCCUCGAUCCAUCCACCACCCUCAAUACCGCCCUGCGAACCAUGCAGGACGAUCUCGCCACGGCCAUGAACCACAAGAAUGUUUCGCUUGCCUACUUCCAGCAUGCCGUGGGCACCAACGAGUCUCUCUUCAACACAGCCUAUUCGUUCCAGCGCAGAUCAGUCUCCAAGGAUAUGGCAACUGGUGCCAUUUCAUUCGACGUGAAAGAUGCACAGGACCCUAGCGAGUACGACAUGACUGUCAACGUCGAAGUCUGGAACUCGAAUGUUGAGCUGCAGUUAUGUUACUGGCAAGACAGAGUCUCAGACGCGCAGGCCGUCAACAUUGCUUCAACAUUUGACCAAAUCCUUUCCUCGAUUGCGACAUGCGAUACGGCAAUUCCGUUAGGUCAACUGAACAUUCUCAGUGACCAGGGUAGACAGCAGUUGAUGUCUUGGAACAACGCUGAGCCUGAGGUCUUCAACAAAUGUGUGCACCACGUCUUUGAGGACAACUGUCAACAACUACCAGACCAUACUCCAGCCAUCGACGCAUGGGAUGCCACCUUUACCUACUCUGAGCUCAAUGCAGCUGCUUCGCAGUUCGCUCAGUACCUCGUCUUUCUAGGCGUCGGGCCAGAGACGUACGUCCCACUAUGCUUCGAAAAGUCAGCAUGGACCGUCGUUGCAAUGAUGGCAGUCCUCAAAGCCGGUGGCGCAUUUGUUCCUCUUGACCCUACCCAUCCACCAGAUCGUAUCAAGUUCCUGGUAAGCAAUGUCGGCGCCAAGCUCAUCAUCUGCUCCACGUCCUUGAAGACCAAGUUCGACAGCCUGGAUCUUCCCGCCAUUCCUCUCGGCAAAGAGACCAUGUCGUUGCUGCCCUCCGUAUUGCCAAACGCGCCCGACAACACUGUUCAGCCUGACAACGCUGCCUACAUCAUUUUCACCUCAGGAACGACAGGUGUUCCUAAGGGUACGAUAAUCGAGCAUGCAUCCUUCACCACCGGAGGCACCGCUCACGCCAAGGCUAUCAUGAUGACGUCUUCCUCUCGCGUGCUGCAGUUUGCAUCUCACACAUUCGAUGCUAGCGUCAUGGAGAUCCUUUCAACCUUGUUAGUAGGCGGUUGCAUAUGUAUCCCCAACGAACAAGACCGUAUGAACGACUUGUCAGGCGUCAUCAGCAAGUUCAACGUGAACUGGACCUUGCUCACACCAUCUGUCGCGAAUGUACUCAAGCCGGGCAGUCUUUCUACCCUCAAAGUCCUCGUUACUGGCGGCGAGGCAAUGUCAAGAGACCACAUUACGAAAUGGGCUGGCCACGCCGCUCUCGCCAACGCUUACGGUCCCAGUGAAACGAGUGUUAUCGCUGCAACAAGCACAAAGGUCGAUCAUGAUGGGAACAUCAUCAACAGUGACCCAGCUACUAUCGGCCACGCUGUUGGCAGUCGUUGCUGGGUCGUCGAUACACGAAACCACAAUCGCCUUAUGCCAAUUGGUGGUAUCGGCGAACUACUCGUGGAGGGGCCCAUCGUGGCCAGAGGCUAUCUUGGCAAUAAGUCAAAGACGAAAGAGGCGUUCAUAGAACCUCCGUCUUGGCGUACAGGCAUGAAACUUGAGGGUGAAGACAUCGGUCGUUUGUACAAGACUGGUGAUCUGGUCAUGUACAACUCGGAUGGGUCUCUCAAGUACGUGUCACGCAAGGACACGCAGAUCAAGCUCAAUGGACAACGUAUUGAGCUCGGCGAGAUCGAGUACUACGUCCAAGCUCAAUUACCGGACUACAUUCAAAGCGCUGUUGAUAUAGUUAUCCCGCAGAGCAAGACGUUAAGCAAGGCACUUGCGGUCUUCUUUACCAGCGACGAUGACUUCGAAGAUUCUUCCACCCAAGACCUUGAUCCACUUCUCGCAAGUUUGUCGAGCUCUUCGACCGACCUUGCCCAGUCCCUCAAGUCAGCCCUCAGGAAUGCUCUGCCAUCGUACAUGGUACCCGGCGUCUAUAUCCCACUUGUCAAGCUACCAUUGACGCUCGCCGGAAAACUCGAUCGCCAGAGACUCAAGUCCAUUGCAAAGUCUAUACCACCUCAACUGAUGGCAUCCUACAAGCUCUCUGGAAAGCCGAGAACCGAGAACCUCCGUACCACGGCGAUGCACCGCAAACUACAGAAAGCAUGGGCCACAGUCUUGGACAUUCCUAUCGACCAGAUCAGCAAAGACGAUAGCUUCUUCAGACUCGGCGGUGAUUCAGUCGACGCCAUGAAGCUCGUUGCGGCGGCUAGAGCGGAAGGCCUUGUCGUCACCGUCAUGGCCAUCUUCAGCAACCCUGUCCUGUCAGACAUGGCAAGGUCAUGCAAACACGCAGAAGAAUCUCUUAUCUCAAUUGUAGAGCCGUUCUCGCUUCUUUCAGAUAUUGGAGACCCUUCGUCGCUCCUGCAUGAGAUUGCAGGUCGAUGCGGUGUGUACGAGAGCCAGAUCCUGGAUGUCUACCCUUGUAGCCCUCUCCAAGAUGGUCUUGUUGCCUCUACUUUGCAACAACUAGGCGCAUAUGUCGCUACUUAUGUUUUCGAGCUUCCUUUGGACACCUGUAUGGAUCGCUUCAAGCACGCUUGGCAGAAGACCGUGGACCGGGUCGAUAUCUUGAGAACACGUAUCGUGAACACGUCGCUCAAGUCAUAUCAAGCUGUUCUUGCCCCUCAUGACAUUGAGUGGGAAUAUAAUGACGACCUUCAGUCCGCUACAGCCAAGUCUAGACCGGUACCUGAUCACAAUGGAGGAGUCUUGGCCCGUUACAGCAUUGUUCAGGCGCCUGAUGAUGGACCUUUCCACUUUGUAUGGAUUGUUCAUCACGCGCUAUAUGAUGCAUGGAGCAUGUCGGCUCUACUCAAGCUAGUCUCCCAGUUCUAUCAUGGAGACACUGCUCAUGAACACGUGGUCGCAUAUGCCAACUUCAUCGAGUACCUUGCCGAAGCUGACGCUGAAGCCGCUGAUGAGUUCUGGAAGGCUAGGUUCCAAGACAGCGCUUCAGUUUCCCAUUUCCCCAAAGUCUCUUCAGCGCCAACCGCGCAAUCACGCCAUGAGUCUCUGACACAUACGAUUCAGUUCAGUAGCAGUGGACUCGGAAUGGACAUCACGAUCCCAACAAUCAUCCGGGCAGCAUGGGCGCUUGUACUGGGAUCUCAAAGUGGCUCUGAUGAUGUUGUCUUCGGCGAGACCCUGUCUGGACGUGACAUCGCCCUCGAUCAUGUUCAAGACAUCCUCGGACCGACAUUGACCACGGUGCCGUCGCGAGUUCAGAUCGAUCGCAACAGUACCAUUGGUGAUUUGCUGAAGAGUCUUCAUCAACAGGCUACUGAGGUGAUUCCCCAUCAGCACGCGGGCCUCCAACGCAUCAGACGCCUGAGUGAUACCAUAUCAGUCGCCUCUAACUUCCAGAACCUGCUAGUCAUCCAGUCAUCCGACCAAGAAACAGGCAAGAAUGACUUGCUGAGCCCGGUUCAACACGACGGCGGUCAACACAGUUUCUUCACGUAUCCACUCGUUGUCGAAUGCUCCAUCGAGGCGCACGAGCUCGUCUUGACGAUUCACCACGAUGACAAGGUCAUCUCGAGUUGGCAGGCGCAGCGAAUCGCCCAGCAGUUCGAGGCGCUGGUUGGACAGCUCACGGAUCUGUCACUUCGAGAACCUAGCCUCAAGGUAUCAGAACUUCGACUCUACAGCCAAGACGACGUGGAGAUGAUCAGGGGAUGGAACAGUACAGUCCUUGAGUCCUCAGUGGAAAGUAUUCCGGACUUAUUCUGGCAGUCAGUAGCAGCUAGGGGCAACGACACUGCUAUACGCGCCUGGGACGGUCAACUCAGUUAUAAUGAUCUUGUCCAACAUGCCACGGCCCUUGCAAGAGUACUCGUGCACAAGGGUGUACGCGCCGAGGAACUGGUUCCGUGCUGUAUGGACAAAUCCCUCUGGACAACAGUCUCGAUGCUCGCUGUGAUACUCGCCGGCGGCGCCAUCGUUCCCGUGGAUCCUGCGCAUCCUUCUGCUCGACACGCCGAGAUCACGCGCGACUGCAAGGCCCGUGUUGUAUUAUGCGCGCCGCAAUAUGAGGAGCGCUUUCGGGGUCUUGUCGAAUCUGUUGUCUUAGUCGACGCUGACCUAUUUACUGCCAAGCUGGCUUCUCAAGAUACUUCCACCCAUGAUCUUCCAGCCGUCGCUCCUGAAGACGCCGCAUUUGUCAUCUAUACCUCCGGCAGUACCGGAAAGCCGAAAGGCGUUGUCAUUGAACAUGGCUCCUUCGUUACUAGCUCCAAGGCUUUCAUGAAAAGCAUGAACAUGACUCCAUCUUCAGCUGUACUCCAUUUUGCAUCCUAUGCAUUCGACAUUGCCAUGGGAGAGACAUUUGCUCCUCUGACUUGCGGUGCCUGUGUCUGUAUACCCAGCGAGGAGAUGAGGAUGUCAGAUCUUGCCGGCUCUAUGAACACUCUUGGUGUCACUUGGGCAUUCCUAACGCCCUCACUCGCAAAUCUCCAGGACCCUUCCAAGUUCACUACACUAAAGACAUUGGUCUGUGGAGGCGAAGCACUUACACCUGAAACCAUUAGUCUGUGGGGAGAUAAGGUCGAGUUGAUGAACGGCUACGGGCCAGCAGAGUGCACCAUGUAUGCCGUCGCCAACAACGCCGUAUCCGCUUCCAAGGACCCCGCGAAUAUCGGCCGCGCCAUGGACGGGAGUCACACUUGGGUCGUUGAUCCGAGAGAUCACAACAGUCUUGUCCCCGUGGGCUGUGUAGGAGAACUCCUCAUCAGCGGUCCCAUUGUAACCCGUGGGUAUUUGAACGACAGGGACAAGACGGCUGCGUCGCUCAUCGAGAGCCCAGCGUGGAUGGACCUAUUCACGAGCGAGUUUGUGCGUUUGUACAAGACAGGCGACUUGGUGAGAUAUUGUCCUGAUGGAUCCCUCGACUAUCUAGGACGCAAGGACCACCAGGUCAAGCUCCACGGUCAGCGUAUGGAACUCGGUGAGAUUGAGGCUCGUCUUGAGUCUGACUCACGCAUUCGCCAGGUGUUGGUCAAUUUACCCACAUCUGGUAGCUUCAAGGGACAUCUGGUAGCUAUUGCCUCUCUCCAAGAUCUUGUACCUACUGAAUCACCCCUUCCUACGGCUGGUUUUGUCCCCAUUCCCAACUCCGCCAUGGAUAUCGCCCGAUCGCAGAUCUUUGCGGUGCAACACAAUCUCGCCGAGACACUUCCACCUUACAUGGUUCCCUCGGUCUGGCUCGCGGUUCAAAGCAUUCCCCUUUUGCUGUCUGGGAAGAUCGACAGAGCGAGUGCAAGUAGUUGGCUUGCGGAUGCACAUACGGACUUUGGUAGGGUCACCAUCGGCAUGGACCAUGGACAAGAUACUGUCGACGCAGAAGUUACACCGAUUGGCCAGCAGCUCAGGCGUAUUUGGGCAUCAGUCCUCAACAUUCCAGAGACAGAAACGCCCAUGAACCGGUCUCUCAUUUCCCUGGGCGGUGACUCCAUCAUGGCGAUUCAGAUACUUACACACUGUCACGACCAGUCUAUCUCAUUGACUAUGCACGACAUCAUGAGCGCCAAGGGACUUUUUGAGUUGGCUACUAUCGUUGCUGCCAAAGAGAACCGGGUGCUCGACGAUUACGAGGAAGAUGACGACCAGGCAUUUGAGCUGUCCCCGAUCCAACGCGUCUUCUUCGACAACAGCGCCAAUAAGGACCGCGGGGAUCGCUUUAACCAAAGCCAGCUCCUAUCCAUUAGUAAGCCUGCGGUUGUGUCCAGCCUUCAAAAUUCUCUUGACGCUCUUGUUGAAAGGCACCCAAUGCUUCGCGCACGGUUCAGCAAAUCUUCUCACGGGCAGUGGAUACAGCAAAUCGUCUCGCGUGUCGAAGGGUCGUUUGUCUUUCAUCACCACGAGGUCGCUUCAGAGCCUGAGAUGGUUCCGAUAAUUGCCGCCAGCCAGAGCAGUAUCGACAUUUCUGGUCCUGUUUUUGUCGUUGACCUAUUUACUAUCUCUAAUGGCUCCCAAGUCCUGUCACUUGUAGCUCAUCAUCUCGUCGUCGACAUCGUUUCCUGGAUCAAUAUCAUUCACGACCUAGAGACAUUUCUGGCCUCUACCUACUUGCCGCUCGCCAAGCCUCUCUCGUUCCGCAGAUGGAAUGCUUUGCAGAUCGAACACAUCCAUGCUCUCGACGAAGGUGCAACACUUCUACCAUUUGCUGUACAGCCUGCCAACCUGGACUUCUGGGGCAUGUCCAAGACUGCCAACGUCUACGGAGACAUGACAAAAAGGUCGUUCGUCAUCACAGAGCCUGAUGUCAUCUCUUCCAUACUGGGUAACUCGCACAGGGCUCUGAAGACCGAACCACUCGAUGUAUUCAUCACGGCGAUUCUCAAAUCUUUUGCACAGAGUUUCGACAGUCGGGAACUGCCAACACUCUUCAACGAGGGUCAUGGCCGUGAACCUUGGGAUCCAGCCAUUGAUCCUUCACAGACCGUCGGGUGGUUCACCUCACUCUGCCCUGUUCACGUAUCACGAUCAAGUAUCGAUCACGGUAAUGAAGUCGAUCAUGUCCGUAGGGUGAAAGACGUGCGGCGCAGCAUUCCUGACAAUGGCCGCUCGUAUUUUGCGCAUCGCUACCGCACCAAGUCAGGCGAUAACGAAUCAAUGGAGAUCAUGCUGAACUAUCUUGGUCGCACUCAGCAAACAAACCCCACCGAUUCUCUCUUCUCCGCCGUUGACUUUCCUUUCACGGAGCAAGAGUCUCAGGCUAUCGCUGACGUCGCGCCCGAGACCGCUCGCCUAGCCCUCUUCGAGAUUUCCAUAUCUAUUAUUGACCAGGGAAUCAGUUUCACACUGAUGUACAACCGACACAUGCUUUAUCAAGACGGUAUCGCGAAGUGGGUGUCCAAUUGCAAGAAUACCCUCAUCAACACUACGAGAAAACUUGCCGAAACACCUUCUGUUCCUACACUCAGCGACUUUCCUCUCUUGCCCAUCAGCUACACGGAUCUGCACGAGAUCAUGACUACACAUCUCCCCAACGCUCAUGUCUCGUUUGAUAUGGUGGAGGAUAUGUAUCCAUGCUCGCCUAUGCAGACUGGUAUAUUGCUCAGCCAGCUCCUCGAUCCAUCCCAGUACCUAUUUCAUGUUGUUCUUCAACUCACUCUCCCCGAUGGCUCGGCAAUCGACACUGCGAAGCUCGUCCAGGCUUGUCACAGAGUCAUUGAGCGUCAUCCAGCAUUGCGAACCAUCUUUAUUGAUAGCCUGCGGGAAGGUGGCUCAUUCGAUCAAGUCGUUUUGAGACCCUUUGAGUCUCGCAUCAGCACUAUCAAGUGUCGGGAGAUCGAUGUCAUGGCCGAGCUGAACUCUAGGUCGCUCGGUGAGGCCAACAAGAGACACGAUGGCCCCAUGCUCCCGUAUCAGAUCACAAUCUGCGAGACGACACAAGGAAAGGUUUUCAUGAAGCUUGAACUGAACCAUGCAGUGACCGACGGCGCUUCGACAUCGAUCCUCCUCCGUGACAUCUCCAACGCCUACAGCAACAAAUUACCUCCUACACGAGCUCCUUCGUACAAGGAGUACAUCAAAUACAUCUCCAACCAAUCCACCGCUUCAAGCCUUGACUUUUGGAAAGUCUAUCUUUCGGGAUCAGAACACACUGGUUUCCCGACACUCAACCCAGACCUAAUGGCUCAACGCCGCCUACAGUCUGUCGCUGUCCAGUUCGACCGUUUCGUAGAGCUACAAUCACUCGGUUCCAAACUCGGCGUGACAUUCUCAAGCAUCAUUAUGGUGGCAUGGGCCCUGUUACUUGGAGUCUAUACGGAUCGCCAGGACGUAUGCUUUGGCUAUCUUGCCUCUGGACGCGAUGCCCUUAUCGAUGGCGUCGAUGGUAUUGUCGGUCCUCUCAUCAACAUGCUCGUGUUCCGCUUCCAGUUCACCCCCGAGACGCUUCUCAAGACACUCUUCUCCGCCGCUCGAGAUGACUACAUGGCCAGUCUGCCGCACCAGCACUUCUCUUUGGCUCGCGUUAGCCAUGCCUUGGGUCAAUCGAAGCGGGGCUUCUUCAACACUGCUGUGUCUAUCCAGAACGCCGGUGUAACAAGUGGCUCCGAGACUGGCUCUCUCAAUUACGAAGCUGUCGGUGCCCAUGACCCAAGUGAAUACGCUGUCACGCUCAACGCCAAUGCUACUCGAGGCGACGAAGGCAUUGUCUUCCGCUACUGGUCCAACAUACUCUCAAACUCACAGGCCCAGGACCUUGCCGUAAACAUGUCUCUUCUACUCAACGAUUUCAUCGAUCACAGCGGGAACACUCUCAUCCAUCUUCGACUAUUGCAGAGCUCACCAGUGGCUCGCAACACCUACACGCAAUCGUCCGAUGCUGACGGCUCCAACUCCGAACAUGACGACACGAACCACCAACCCAAAGCAAACAGCUCAGGAAUCAGUGCAUCUUCGACCUUGAUUGACGUCGGCGACGCAGCAUCCAUGUCAUCCAACAUGUGCAACUCAUUCUCCCGCGACAGAAAGAAUAUCCAUAACAAACUAUCCGCACUAUGGAGAGACAGUCUCGAGUAUGAAGGCUGUGCAAUCUCACCCACCGACAAUUUCUUCGAGUCCGGCGGUGACUCGAUCAUCGCCAUGUCCAUGGUUGGCAAUGCCAGAGACUUGGACUUGCCACUCACUGUGGCUGAUAUCUUCAAGAAUCCCGAGUUCGGUUCCUUGUUAGAUUGUCUCAAUGACAAGUCGUACAAGGAUAGUGACAGGUCUUCUAGCCAUGGUCACGUGGAGAUGUCGAUCUCCAAGAAGGAGAAAUACAUCACCAAAGACCAGCCUUACAAGCCGCUCUCUAUGCUUGACGCAGAUGAUACUGAGCAGUUCGUGCGAAGCUAUGUCUGUCCUGUUGUCGGCGUCUCUCGAGCCAGCAUCAUCGACGUUCUCCCAACUACCGACUUUCAAGACCAGGUCAUUCACGGAAGUCUUCUGAAAUCACGAUGGCAGCUAAAUUAUUUCCAUCUAGACUUUUCAGGGUCGCUUGACAUGGCGCUACUACAAGAAGCUAUCACAAACGUUGUGGCCGCUUACGAUAUCUUGCGCACUGUGUUUGUCUCCCAUCAAGGCCGUUACUUGCAGGUCAUCCUCCGCCAUGUCCAACCCACGGUCAUUGUUGAAGAUGUGGAGAGCAUAGAUCAAUUCACUUCCGAGCUUCAAGUGGCCCACCAGCACGAAGUUCCGCGUCCUCAAGAACCGUCCCUGCGCUUCACAGUAGCGCGACAGAAGUCAUCAGAACGACAUCGAAUCUCGGUCAGAAUAUCUCACGCGCAGUAUGAUGGCGUGUGCUUCCCGACGAUCCUACAAAGUCUGAAGGCUUCUUUUGAUGGAGAACCUAUCCAUCUCACACCCUCGUACGCAAGCUACAUCCAGACGGUCUUGGGAAUGAACAAAGAACGAUGCUACGCGUACUGGUCAGCCCUUCUAAAGGGUUCCGCUCCUACCAACGUCAUCCAACGACCGCGGACAUCCUUGAGAACAAGCCCUACCCUAGUCUUGAGAAAGACCGUGUCUACGGCCUCACUCGCGUCGGUCAACAUCACAACCUCAACGGUCAUCAAGGCUGCCUGGUCAACAGUACUGGCAAAGGUCACAGGGAAGACUGACGUGAUCUUUGGCAACGUUAUCAGCGGACGGAAUGCCAGCAACAUACCUGGGAUCCAAAGUAUUGUCGGCCCCUGCCUCAACAUCGUCCCCGUACGUGUCCGCCACCAAUCUUCUUGGGCCGUUCUGGAUCUCCUUCGAUACAUCCAAGACCAGCAAGUGGACAAUAUGCCGUAUGAGACACUGGGAUUCAGAGAGAUCAUCGACAAGUGCACCGACUGGGAUGACGAUGGAGUCAAUGGUUUCUCUACUGUUGUUCAGCAUCAGAGUAUGCCGCGCACAGAGAGUUUCGCAAUGGGGGGAAACACGUAUGAAGUCGGCGUGAUGGGUUCGCAGGAAGACUGCGCUGAUCUCAGUGUUGUGACGACGCCUCAAGAUGUCGACAGCACUGAAAUUUGUUUGGUUUACAAUGGGAAUGGGGAUAUAAGCAAGGAAUUGGCGGAACAGAUGUUUGAAAGUCUCUGCGACAGGAUUUCAGUAUUCUCGCAAGACCCCUAUGCCUUAGUGUAA